AUGCAGCUUGGCUGGUUCACGGCUGCAGCCGUCGUCUUGCUCAGCCCGGCACAUGUGUUGGCUGACAACAUCCUCAAGACCAACGGCUAUUCUCUCUGCUCGACAAACGCGACCGUCACGGUAAACAACUUCAACGUCGAAUAUGACCAGAGCAGCAAUAAUGUGGUGUUCGAUGUCGCUGGUUCGAGUGACAAGGUACAGAACGUCACUGUCGCACUAGUUGUGUAUGCCUACGGGAAGCAAGUCUAUGAAAAAGAUUUCAAUCCGUGUGAUCCAGCUUCUUCAGUUCCAGAGCUUUGUCCUCUGCCAGCGCGUUCCUUCUCUGCCAGCGGUAAUAUGACGAUUCCUCAAGAAUACGCCAGCAUGAUCCCGUCAAUAGCGUUCAACGUUCCAGAUCUAGAAGGACAGGCAAGAUUGGAGCUCAAGGCUGCUGAUACUAAUGAGGAGGUGGCCUGUAUCGAGUCAGAGGUGACCAACGGCAAGACCCUCCAGAUUCCUGCUGUCUCCUACGUUGCCGUCGGCAUUGCUGCUGCUUCUCUGGCUCUAAGUGGACUUACAGCGUUGGGCGCCGCCGGUCACCCCGGCGCGGCCACAUCUAGUCCCAGCUUUGGUGAGGUUAUGGGCUGGUUCCAGACCCUCGCAACAAGCGGCAUGCUCAGCGUCCAAUAUCCUACUGUCUAUCGUACUUUUACUUCCAAUUUUGCUUUUUCUGCAGGUCUUAUUCCUUGGGACGACAUGCAGACCUCCAUCGACAGCUUCCGAAACAUGACCGGCGGCAACCUCACCGAAAACAACUACCAAUAUCUCAGAAAUGCCACUCUUACUUUUGACGAUGGUUCGUCCAAUUCAAGCCUCACAAGGCGCGUCUUUACCGAUCUCCUAGGGCGAACUGCAUUAUUUGUUAGAGAUGUCACGACUUCGGACAACGUUACAUCCACAAGCAAUUCAACUGCCUCUGGCGGCAUCGUUGCUGAACUCAAGGGUAUACAAGCUUGGUCUGAGCAGCUCUACAUUCCAUCGUCAAACAUCUUUAUGACUGUGCUGUUAUUCUUUGCCAUUGUGAUUGCUGCCAUUGCUGUGGGCAUCUUGCUUGUCAAAGUCAUUCUGGAGACAUGGGCUUUGUAUGGCUCAUUCCCACAGAGUCUGGUUGAAUUCCGAAAGCAUUAUUGGGGACUCCUCGGUCGAACAAUCACCAACUUGGUUCUUAUCGUCUACGGUAUCUGGGUUCUUUAUUGCGUCUACCAAUUCACCCGUGGCGAUUCUUGGGCUGCGAAGUUACUGGCUGCUCUAACUUUGGCCGCGUUCACAGCCCUUCUAGCUGGAUUUUCUAUUCGCAUUUGGAUCCUUGCCCGUCGGUACAAGAAAGCUCAAGGCGACAACUCUGUCAUGUACGAAGACAAGGAAAUCUGGAGACGCUACAGCCUGUUCUAUGACAGCUACAAGCGAUCAUACUGGUGGAUCUUCAUCCCCGCUAUCGUCUAUUCGUUUGUCAAGGGAUGCAUCAUUGCUGGCGGUAACGGUCAUGGGCUUGUCCAAUCCGGUGGCCAGUUAAUCGUCGAGGCUCUGAUGUUGAUUCUCUUGCUCUGGAGCCGACCGUAUGUGGCCAAGUCGAGCCAAUGGAUCAACAUCACCAUCCAGACAGUGCGAGUUCUUUCGGUGGUAUGCAUUUUGGUUUUCGUAGAGGAACUCGGCAUUGCACAGACGACAAAAACCAUUACUGGCAUCGUCCUCAUUGCUGUACAAUCGACUCUCACGGUUAUUCUGGCAAUUCUCAUUGCUGUCAAUGCUUUGAUUGCCUGUAUCAGGAAAAAUCCUCACAUCAGAUUACGUGAACGUAAAGGAGAUGAUGAUAUGGACAACUUGACCGCCCUAGAUGCGCGAAACUCGCUUCUGUUCGACGGUCGAUCCCGAGGUGACACGUAUGAAGAAAACAAGUACAACAUGACCGGUCCAUACGAACCAUAUCGAGACAUGCCCACGAAAGGUGGCCAUAUCCGUGAGAGAAGCACGGAUAAUCUGAUCAGUCAAGACACGUACUACCGUGGCCAUCAACUAGAUCAAGCAACACACUUGCGAAGUCACAGUCGCAGUCCCAGCCCAGAAGAAUUGCAAUUACGUGAACAAAAACCGCGCGAUUUUGGAGUUGCAAUGUGAUUGCAUUUCAAGGAUUUUAUUCAAAAGGAACUUCUUAAACUCUUGCAUUUUGUUUAGCAAGCGUUCUGAAACUUCAUCUACUUGCUUCUAUACAUUUUGAUGUCUUUUGUUUACUUUUGGGAGGGCUGACAUAGUUUUUGUAUUAAUUGCCCCCUUUCUGCUAGGCCAUUCCUUUAGUUUUGAUAUCUUAUACAAAAUUGUAUCAUUUUUCAUAUUGAACAUAUUCCUUAUUAUGUUGGCGGAAUCAUUUCUUUCAAUGUUAAUGAUUAUUAGAGGGGAGUGUGUAAAUAGACUGGUUCAUUAUCAUGUCUACUGCGUUACUACCUUGAUAAUAUACAAUACGGGAGUCAAUCGAAACGCUCAAAGCAUUAUUGAAAUGUCUAUCCCAAAGCCCUCCACAUCUGAAUCUCUAAUGAAGCAUUCAUCAGAUCCUCUGCUGCCUAACCUUCCCCCUCUUCCUCAAAACAUCAUACUCAACCCACGUCACCGGCUCCCGUUUAUAGUCCUCCGGCACAAAUCUCCCCGGAUUAAGAACAUUGCAUCCUUCAUACGACACCGAGAAAGCUGCUACUUCGCUAUCGGCCAGGAUCAGGGCUGUGGGUAAGGGGUAGA
Molecule: messenger RNA, 2766 nt
Organism: Talaromyces stipitatus ATCC 10500
Lineage: Eukaryota; Fungi; Ascomycota; Eurotiomycetes; Eurotiales; Trichocomaceae
Product: DUF907 domain protein
Exons: 2
Coding region: 1-2154 (717 amino acids)
Biological process (GO): fungal-type cell wall biogenesis; transmembrane transport
Source: RefSeq, a predicted model, not a curated record